AUGCAUCAGCAGUUACCAGUGAUGACGCUUGUCACCUCCUUCCUUCUCCUCAACGCCCCAGUUGUUCCGACGGAUUUUCGCAUCUUUGGUAACUCACCUAACGAAUUCCUUCUAACCGAUGACACUCCCUCAAACCACUUGGUUGGUAGGGUUCAAGCCCCUGUGGAAAACACCGACACAUUCCCUUCUUCUGGCUCAAUCACCAACCGACACCAAUGGCGAUUCCAAAUAUUUCGACCCCAUAAGGAACCCGAUCAACUUUUUCGCAUAGACCCGGAGUCCGGGGAACUAUAUACCAUCAGACUCAUUGAUCGAGAGGCACUUUGUCCCCAGUUUGAUGAGGCUGACUGUGUUCUAGACUUUCAGGUGGCUGCACAGCCCCAGACCACUCAAGGAUUGCCUUCUUUCAUUGACGUUAAAGUUCUACUUGUCGACAGGAACGAUCACGUACCAGAAUUUCCCGAUCCAGGAUUUGUGAAUUUUACAGUACCAGAAUCUGCCGUAAUUGGCACAAAGUUUCCCCUCCCCCUAGCUCGCGACCCGGACACAAGUCAGUACUCUGUGAGUGCUUACACAGCUGAGCCAGGCCUGCCGCCUGAGUGGUCACUUGUAGUCGAAACCAGCGGCUCAGGAGAAGAAAUGUCCAUGCGUCCGAAAAUGGGAUCUUCUACUAACAAGAUAACCGGUCUCUACCUGAAAUUACAAAAGCCUCUAGACCAUGAAAAAAGGAAAAAUUAUACAUUCAAAAUUCGAGCGCUUGACGGUUUGGAGGCAAACGAAAUCACUCCCACUGGUAAUAGAAAGGACAUUUUGCAUGUCUUUAUAUACGUGGAGGAUAUAAACGACAAUGGACCGGUCUUUCGACCACGGGAAAAAUCCUACUCUGGAGUGCCGACCAAUGUGCAGCUAAGCGAUUGGAUGGUCACGUACACGGCCACAGUUCCUGAGAGCAAGUGGAUCAAAGACCCUAUCCUGAAGUUAGAAGCCGAUGAUUUGGACGGCCCUGCCAAUUCAAAAAUCCACUACUAUUUUGCUCCUGCGACAAGUAAGCAGGUACGAGAGUACUUUAAAUUGGAUUCGGUCAGUGGCUACUUGUUUCUGCGGAAGCCUCUUGACUACGAAUUACAGACGGAGUUUUCCUUUCGUGUGACAGCAACUGAUGUAAAAGAGGAAAGUUUGCGGGGGAACCCAACUCAAAGUCAGCCCGUUCAGUCCCCAUCUACCCUGCACACUGCCACGGCUCAGGUGGUGAUCACAGUGAUCGAUACAAAUGACGAGACGCCAGCAAUUGAAGUGGAUUUUAUCUCCAAUGGGCCUAGUAAAUCACCUCUCAUGACGAAGUAUGCAGAGGUCGAGGAGAACGCUCCACCACCCCAAUUCAUAGCGAGCAUUCAGGCCACGGAUAGAGAUGCUGGACUGAGUGGGCAAGUAAACUGUAUCCAGCAACCUGUGGUGAAUCCGAGUUCUAUAAAAGCUGGAUUAUGGUCCAAACCGACAGCAGCCGAAAAUUCUUCACAAUUUCAAUUGGAUGAGAUUCGUCAGGAAAUUGGACGCGUACAAUAUAGGUUGUUGACGAGGGAAGCCCUAGACCGUGAAGACACUGAAAACGGCGGAGCUUAUCGUCAAGUGAAAAUUAUCUGCACUGAUGCGGGUCAGCCUCCGCGGACUUCCAGUACAUUCGUUAACAUUAGAGUUCGAGACGAAAAUGAUAAUGCACCCAAAAUAAUUUUAAGGCAACCUCCAGAUUACCUUUAUGGUCUAGAGUCAUCAGAAACUGAUAUGUGGCCUUUUGUGUUCGAAAAUGCUCCUGUUGGGAGCUUGGUCACUCGGGUGAACGCCUCAGACCUGGACGAAGGCGAAAACGGUCGUCUGAGUUACAGUAUUGAGAAAACCGAGCAACCUGAUGACACAGUAAAUCCGUUUAAUUUUUUUCAGAUAAAUGAGAAGACUGGCGAUAUCACAACACGAAUUGAAAUAGAUCGGGAAGCCUUUGAACCUCCUCUUUCUUGUGUAACCCUAAAGGUUAAAGUUUCCGACAACGGUGUACCUCCCAAGUCCGCAACACAAGAGAUCAAAAUUUACAUUCGUGAUGAAAAUGAUAAUGGCCCUGUUUUUCAGCGACAGGAAUACCAGUUUCAUGUGAUGGAAAACUUGCCUGCUGGCUACGCUGUAGGAGAAAUCUUGGUGACAGACAAGGAUGAAGGGGAAAUAAAACUGGGUUUCGGAAUGCAGCCCCACGGUCCCCUCCCAUUUACCAUUUGGCAAAGUCCUUCCGGAGCAGAUAAUGAACACAAACCCUAUUCCAUGACACUGUUCAUUCUGAAUACAACCAGACCAUUAGACCGAGAAGCUGAACAUGCCUUUAGGUUUACUCUUCUAGCUACAGACGGACCAAGUGGAUAUGGCAGAUCUAGAAUAGGUACGGCAACGGCUACGGCUACAGUGGAAGUUUUUGUUGAAAAUGAAAAUGACAAUGAUCCUGUAAUAAUUUUUCCACAGAAACAAAACAAAACUUUUUACCUUUCAUGUCACGAGAAGAAGAACUUUGAACUCCUUACAAUCAACGCGAAUGACAAGGACCCCUCAGAAAAUCCACACAUCUUUGAACUUGUGAAGAGUGCGAUAGAAGCUCGAAUGAUCAACCAAAGUAGUACAAGCAAUUUCACAAAGGAGGAGGGAGAGGCAGGUUCGUUCAGGGUUUCCGACUUUCUGGACAUUGAGCCAACAACCGGAAUAGUUUUUCUUUCCCGCGACAUGAAAUCGGAGGAUAAAGGUGUCCACAUUUUUAAAGUUCAAGUCACCGAUGGAGGUGUUCCCCCUCGGUCCAGCUCGAUAACAUUUUUUGUUCUUGUGGACAACUCUUCCCCCCGAUCACCGCUUCGUGAAAACCCUGCACCCGCCAUCAAUCCAAGCACCAGACCCGCAGCAAAUACUGAUCGCCCACCUCCAAAAGACUCGACCCACAUUCUCAGCGACAGAACCAGUAGUCGAAAGCGAUCUCAUGAUAUUCGCCCCAGGCAAGGACAGCGAGUUGCAAGUGAUUUAAUCAUCCUGCUAGCACUAGGCUUGGUAUUCCUCCUUUUAAUCGCAACAUUAGGUCUCGUAGUUUACUUCCGUUACUGGAAGAAACAAACUCGUUUAGCUCAAGUUAAUGGCAACCGAGACUCCUUACUGUUUGCUAAUCAUGUAAACAUGAGCGGAAGCACAUGUAUGAAAGAAAUUCGAGUUCCCGCAUCAAAAAAACCGGAACGAUGGUUAUGUACUAGUGACGGUUCCAUCAUCGGCGUUUCCUCCCCACCUCAGUUGCUUACCGAAAGUGAGCAUUUAAAGAACCACUUCCCUACUGUAAUUUCCUCAUCUGAUAGCACUGGGAACAUUUAUUACAAGGCAAAAGCAGACACCUUGAGACCAGGAGGUGAAGGCAAUGACAAUGGAACCGCCUAUUCCUCCUUAGUUCCCAUGACUUCGGUGAUUCUCAAACCAAAUUUGGUCCCUGGCUGUGAGAGCUACUUACGGUCUGAACCCCAGCUUGCGUACUACGCUCAAAAUAUGCAUGCAUUAGGACCACAGCCAAAAGAUCGAUCGGUCACUUCCUCGAGCAAGAACACACUAGAGAAAAACAUAUUCAGGAAUGUCUCUGCCAUGAAACAGCAACAGAAUGAGAUUUUGGUCCUUCCUCCAAUUGCUUGGGACUGUCAGUCAAGGAGCGAUACCUCAUCGAAGCAGGAGGAUCUAGUGACAGACGGUAGAAGAGAGGACGCAAAUGUUGGUCAGUUUUAUUCCCCUUUUUCGUGA
Molecule: messenger RNA, 3795 nt
Organism: Mesocestoides corti
Lineage: Eukaryota; Metazoa; Platyhelminthes; Cestoda; Cyclophyllidea; Mesocestoididae
Source: the annotation of a GenBank genome assembly